AUGGACGAGUUUGGUGUUCUUACGGAGCGUUAUGGGAUAAAGCCCCAAGGUAAAUCUGCUCCAAUGGCUGCAUCGAAGCGUUCUGGCAACCCUAACAAUGGUCAGAGCUGGAAUUUCGGCGGUGUAAAUACGAAAUCGACGUCGAGCAGCUCUCGGAACACGAAAUCUGCUAAUGGGUCUUUGUACGACGGUGACGACAUUUUAUUUUCCUCGAGCUCUACUGAUAGGAAUGGAGCGAGUUCGGGAGGUUUUAAUGAUUUUGAUGUUUUUGGUGGCUUGAACAAGCCGUCUUCCCGUAAUAGCAAGUCGUCUUUAAACGACGAUCUAAUUUUCUCCAGUUUGGGGAAUUCGGGGAAGAAAACAUCUUCUUUACCACAGGGUUUUGAUGCUGAUGACUUGUUUGGUGUUAUGCCAAAGUCUCAAAGCUCCGCUAGCGUUAGCAAUGAUGAUAUAUUUGGGUCAUUCUCUUCUCCAUUGGCUAAUCAGAAUGCUGCGGUCGAUGAUUUGCUGAGUGACAUGGGUGGAUUUGGUUCGAAAUCAAAGAGCUGGAACCAGAACAGUUCCGUGGAUUUGGGGAAUAAUAAACCUGCUUUUGAUGAAUUGAUACCCGGUUUUGGUGGAAGUUCUCACACGGCUACAAGCAGUACUACCACCACAGCAAACUUUGUUGAUGAUGACCCUUUUGUGGUUCUAGAAUCAACUACGUCUGCUGCACAUUCUUCUCCGGGUCUGUUCGUAGAUCCACUUGAUGAAUUUGCUGAGUUGGUCAGUUCUCAGGGGAAAAAACCACCAAAUACUACACAGGCUUCUACGAAACUCAAGCCUCCGCCUAAACCAACACAAAAAGUGGACAGAGUUAAUAGUUCAAGAGUGUCGUCGAUAGACGAACUUCAAGACUUUGCCAAGGGUGCCAAUGCCAUGCGACGUAGUGCCUCGGCCUCUGACACUGCUAGUAAAUAUAGAGAAACUGAAGAUGCGGAGAACAAGCAAUUUGGUGUAGAUGACCUUGACUCCUUUUUCAGCGGUGGGCCUCGGUCCAGCAGUGUUCCAAAAUCACGAACGACAACUGAAACAACUCGCAAGCAAACAGUCAACGUGCCGAAAAAGACGCCUAAUGGGGUUUCUAGUGCAAAGAAGCCUCCUGCUCCAGUAAAUCUGGUGGAUGACUUUUCCGCACUUUUUGGAGAGGAUCCUAUAUUUAGAGAAUUUGAGGAAAUCCCAGGGGAAAGCGAAGAACGAAGAAAGGCCAGAUGGGAUCGUGAACAGAGAACAAAGAGCCGUGUGGCACAAGCUGUAGCUGAUAUGAAUAACCGUGAUCAUCAAUCUCGGAUUGAACAAGAACAGAGAACUAGGAUUUCUGAGACUGUUGAUGCUGAAAUAAGGCGUUGGGCAACUGGAAAAGAAGGAAACAUGCGUGCACUGUUAUCUUCCUUGCAAAUCGUACUCUGGCCCGGAUGUGGUUGGCAGACCGUUUCUUUAACAGACCUGAUCACUUCUUCAGCAGUCAAGAAAGUCUACAGAAAGGCAACUCUGUAUGUCCAUCCCGAUAAAGUUCAGCAGAAAGGAGCCACCCUUGAACAAAAGUAUAUUGCCGAAAAGGUUUUUGACAUCUUGAAGGAAGCUUGGAACAAGUUCAACAAAGAGGAGCUCUCUUAA
This is a messenger RNA of Thlaspi arvense, 1656 nucleotides long. The record is from the annotation of a GenBank genome assembly. NCBI's taxonomy places the organism in Eukaryota, Viridiplantae, Streptophyta, Magnoliopsida, Brassicales, Brassicaceae.